UGUUUGCAUGAUAUUUUAAUGUGAUUUCAGCGGAAAUUGAGUAUCUUUACCGAGAAGAUUUAUCCAAUGUGACACUACUCAGAGUAAACGAUGAGUUACCCAGCCGAAGAUCGACACGAGCGGGACGUAGUCGGCGGCCCGUCACGGAAUCCCGCUCAGGACAUGGAAAAACACGAGAAAUCAAAAGUUUUGGCUGCCAAUCCUGGAGGUAUUCUGCUUUCUUCUCACUCUUUUGCAUAAAUUUCCCUUCUUUUAGUUAUUAAUAUUAUACCUUAAUCCUUAUGUUAACCAGAAUUGCGGUAUUUCCGGUCCGUUUAAAGAAUGAAAUGUAUUGGACGCAAAAUUUUGAACAGAUCCACGUUGGCCACUAAAAAAUCUUUUCCUCCAGUUAAUGUGCCUUGUUUGAAUGUUUGUGUAUAAAGUUGUUUUGAAAAACCCUUGAUCAUCAGAGAAGCAGGGAGCGUUGGUUUAUUUUAAUGUAAUAAUCAGCCUUUUACCUAUGUGAUCAUCACAAACGACCUAUUAUUGUAAGGUUUCACUAUGAGCUGAUACUACACAAUAAAUACAGCAUGAAAACCAAUCAAUAGUCAAGUCAAAAUUUACGGCAAAUACUCAGAAAUGUCUUAAAAUUUGCCGUUUGAAUUGUUUUGUCACCAAAUAUUUUCGCAUUUGGACUUCAGUGAGAUCUUUUGCCCAUUCACUUGGCCUUCAUAAUUUACAAUACCAUCAGUUGCAUCUAAGCGUGGACACAAGACAAAAAAAGCAUGUUCUAAUAGGGUGCCAGACAUGACAUGCUUUGCCACCAAACAUUAUUUUGAAGUUUGACAGCCAUUAGAGCAAACUGUUGCACCAAAGGUAACUUGUUUGUAUGUUUUUGAUCAGAGCAUUCUGCUCUUAUUUCAUUUUUCUCAACUUUCAGGCAUAUUUCUUACUCAGAAACAGCACACUUGCCUCCAGAAAUUAUUCUAAACAUUUAAAAAUUUUUGCAAAGAAUAUUUUGUUGAGCGAAAACAAAUCAAGUCGACAACAGCCACCUAAUCCAAACUUCAAUGUUUGGCGGCAAAACAUGUUAUGUUUGCACCCGAGCAGAACUUGUUUAUUCCUCUCAUGUACAGACUCAGAUACAACCGAUGGUAAUAUCGUCUGGAUAUAUCAUCAUUAUCCACCACACCUCUUGCCCCUCUAGUUUAAGAUGGCAGUAAUUAUAUUGACAGUUUCUUAAAGAAAUAAUCCAACAUGCUGAAUUUUUGUGCCCCUCUUUGCAAAAAAAGAAGAAAAAGUAUGGUAAGAAUUUUUUUAAGUCUUCGAGUUCUUUCAAAGCUAAAAAUGUAAAUAGUGAUGUGUGAAGAGUCUCUGUUGCUAUUGAAGUUUGUAAAGACUUGUAGGGAGAACUUGUAUUUUGAUGUUGGGACUUAAAGAUGAAGAAUUUAACUUUGUAUGCUCGUUUCAUCUAUGUUCCUUUUGAGUGUCAGCAAAAUAUAAAAUUAUCCAUCACCAUACAGAAGGUACAGAACUGUAGUGAUGAAGAAAAGAAGUGCCCUGAACUUCAGUUCUGUUUUGCUGAGAUGUUUUUUCUUUUGUUACAGCUACCUUGUCAGGCCCAGAGAGUAGUGGUUUUCACAGGACACAAAUGGAUCAAGCAAACCUCAAGGUUUAGAUCAAAAAUGAUGUUUUCUGCCCCAUUUUGUUUGGUUUGGAUAUUGUUUUAAGCAAAAUUUUAUCUUGGUUGUUACACUUACCUCCGAAAAACUUACUUGCCCAUUUCAUUCCUUAUAAAAUCUAAUUAAAAGUGAAAAUUCAAAAACAUUUUAUUCCCUGCAGAUUGUCUGCAACUUUCUAAAUCCUACUCUGUAAAUAAAAUUACAAACUCUAGAACCUGAUCUAGGCAUAAAGGGGCCAUUUUAUUGUUACCUUUUUCGUAUUUCACCAAACGUAAAUUCACCUAUUGUAGAUUCUGUUAUCUCCCUCCCCCACCCCACCCCCACCCCCAUCCCAAAAAUUCAGAUUCUUUUGAAUGCUGUUCUCACCCAGAUACACAUCUAUUAUGAUACAAUAAUUGGUCUUUUUUAUAUGGCCUGCCUCAACUAGCCUUGCUAACUGCAGGCUAGUCGUAAUUUGUGAAUUCAAAUAAAAAAUUGAAAUAUUAUUGAAAGUUGAAAGUUUGUUUGGUGAACAAUUUGGCUCACCUAAGACGUGAGGGAUUAUAUGAAAUGGGUUUUGUGUACAUUCAUCAUCAUCAUCAGUAACAUGAUUUAUAUCAAACCAUUCUUUUGUGUUAUUGAGAAUUUAUUUUAACACACAAUUGCAGAUUGGUAAACCUCUGCAGAAUCGCCCAAUAGCCCCAGCUUCAGGGACACUUGCAGGGAUCAUUCCUGGUGGACACCUAGCACCUGGUCUUGUUGCCAGUGGAAUGCAGGCAUUUGGAGCUGGUCAUCCCCUGUUAGCUGCCUCCAUGAUGAGAAUGCAACAGCCUGCCUUCUCUCAUGUUCCAGCUGGAGCAGCUGCAGGGGCAGCUCUGGCUGGAGUGCCUCCACGGAAUACUUCAUUGCGAACUCCUUCAGUGCCACACCCUGUUAAACCAUUAGGUUUAAGCUCUCAAACUCCUGCCAGUGGUGGACAGUCGCAGACACAUGCACCUACAACGACAACGGGUUCUUCUCGACCAUCGUCUCCAGGGGCGUCAACACCCCAUCUUGCUACUUCUGCAGCAGCGACAUCCGUGAACCAGCCAGGAUCAGACCAUAAACCUGGUGAACUGCGUGACGCAAGACCAGCUAUGAUGCCUGAAUUAGCCCGGAGAGGGGCGUCACCAACUGUUCAGCCCAUGGGUACGUCACCACACCCUCCUGUUUCUGUUGGUGGCAAAGUGAUAAACAUUGUCCCUUCAGCUGCACAUCCCCCGACUCACCAAACACCCAAGGCAGCUGUUCCUACGUUACCCUCGCAUCACCCUAGCUCGGCACAUAGCACAGCUGUUGGAGUCUCUUCUGUUGGUAACAGCAUGCCGCACAUGCCGUCACCUGGGACUGGAAUGUCCGGUCAUUCGCAACAAUCAAAGAUGGUACCGUCCAAUGCUGUUAGUGUGACACCAGCCGCCAUAUUGACCUCAACAGCCAAAAUCUAUACUCCUGCUCAUCAUUUGGCUUUUACGGCACCACGACCAGCUCCCAUCUCCAGCUCAGAAACUACUAUGGUAUGAGCUUAUUUUUGUUUAAAUGUAAUAAUGUUGAUAACAAUAAUAUUGUGAUAAUAAUGAUGACUUUGACAAUGGCAAAAACCAUGGGCAGUAAAAAUGAGGCACAUUAGAGUUUAAGGUGUCUCAGAUUAACAAAGUAUGGUAUUAUAUUAAAUAUAGCCUCUCAAAUGGUAAACAAAUUUAGUUUGAAGAAAAUAAUGUAAAUAAAAUAAUGUCUCCAAAGUUUUAUUUUCAAAACUCCUUUGUGGAAGCAAGUUUUUCUUCAGUAAUGAGAUGAUGAUAAUGUUUUUUCCAGAAUCCAGCUGAUCACAGUAGGCUGACUAAGCCAAGCGCAUCAGCUUCGCCAGCAGCUGUGUCUUCCCAUCAGACUAGUUCCAUGUCCACAGUGCCACACAUGACUGGUCCUGCUUUCAGCUCAGGUAAUUUAUUUUGUGAUCUUUUUUGUGUAUUUUAGUAACAUAGCAUAAGCCGCAUUUACAUGUUAAAUGUGCAAAGACGUGGUGGCUGAUCAAGCACUUUAAGUAACACCUCAAACUUCAGGACUAUGGGUGUGGGUUUUGCAAUGUUUCCUUACAAAAGAAACCUUGCUCUUAAGCAGGUACCAGUGCAGCUUUGUUUUUUCUUAAGGAAUAAAAAAAGUUUUUUUUCGUAUUGCUGCUUCACAUGAGUAAGUCAACUCACCUGGUCCUAAAAGAUGAAAAUUCGUCAAUGUUAACAGCUACUGGGUCUAGUUUGUUACAUGUGUAAAAUCAUAUUCUGUAGAAGUACAGCCGAGUGGGUACACUAUUAUAUUCCUGGGAAAGAAAACAAUUUUAUUGUUCUUGGCAAAACUUUCAUUACUUGCUUCUCUUUAGAUUAAAGUGACUGAGAGUUGAAAGGCUGUGCAUUUUGUGUCUUUUUAACAUCUUUUGUUGCUUUUCAGUUGUGGGAAGUGAAAGCAGAAUGGACAGGUAAGUAGAACUUUUUGCUUGUGGUGCAUUUAAAUGUUUUGCUAUUUUAUUACAUUUAAUAGAAUAAAAUUUACCUCUGUAAAGACAGUAAAGACAAAGUUUUUCAAAAUAAUAUUCCCCUUUAUCGUUGAAUUGGUUGUUACUUGCUAUGUACUGUGUACAUUCAUUUUGAUAUCACAUUUUAUUCUGUAGAGCUCAUCAGGCAAUACCUCAGUUUCCUUAUCAUCACCCAGGCAUGGCGGGAAUGGCUGGAAUGGCUGGCUUGUUUUAUCAGGAUGCAUUAUCAGGUUAACUAUUUCAUUGUCCUUAUUGCCAUGAUUUUAUGAAAAACGGGGGCUCGAAGUUGCGACUGAUACGGUUGCCAAUGCAACUAACAUUUUCUCCUUGAUGACUAAAAAUUCUGGUUUAGUCCCCACUUUGGCGACUAGAUUUAUCUAUGAUUUAGGUUUAAACUAAAAGAGUAAAGUUAAAAUAAACAUUUCAUCUUAUCUUGCUUUGCUUUCGUCAUAAAAAAUGUGCCAAAUGGCAUAAACAAAGCCAGUUUACCUCCAAAUUUAUACCGACUUCUGUCUGCGAUAUUUUCAAACAAUCAAAUCUGGUAGAUUGCACCAUACUAUGAGCUGCAUCAUUUACAUUAUACAAACUGGCAACUAAAAUUUUGCAUCUGGCGACUGUAUUUCUCCAGUUGGUCACCAAAAGGUGACCUGAGGAUGUUUUUGAAUAUUACAAGCCCUGCAAAAGGAAACUUAGGAAAUGAUGCAGUGGAAAUGUCAUGUGCUAGAAUCUAUGCAUCACUUCCCUAAAUGUAAAUCAAUCUCUUCUCUCAAAUAAAUAAGUUCCUUCACAUCUGUGCUGGCAAGUGUUCAGAUUUGAGUUAGAGUUUUUUCUGUGACUUUUUAAAAGCUUAGUUUUAGCACACACAGAUACGUGUAUAGCCCGAGAAAAUAGCUGAUUUUCCCGGUUGUCACCACUGGUACGGCUUCUCCAAGAAAUGAUGUCUGAGAAUGAGCGCAAAAAUGCCAUACUGAUGAUGUGUCACUACCAAGAUCUAGAUGGUGUAUCUGAUUGGUCAUGCCAUAAGGAAAAUUUGCUUCAACUAAUCAAAAGCCCUUUCCAGAUCAGGGUUGUAACACAUCAUCAGUAUGGAGUUUUAACCUUGUUCCUCACACAUCAUUCCUCGGGGUUACCAGUGGUGGCAAUACCAAAAGUCAGCUGUAUUCUCAGGCCAACACAAAUACAUUUCAUAAGUAGGUUGAGUAUUAUCGUUCACAUGAACAUAGUCCUGAAUAGAGAGGAGAAGUUGUUACGUCACGUUCCCAUGGUAGCAAAAUUUCUGGAUGACACAAACCAAUAAUUCAUUUUAAGAGUGAAUUAAUUGCACUGUUUCAAACUUACCAGAGUUACCAUCAACUGACGUGAUACAACUCACUUUGACACUGAAGAUUCUACCGCACAGGUUGUCGAAACGUCAGUCACUGUCAUCAACAACAGUCCUAUUCAGGACUACGUUCACCCAGAUGAUCAAACUCAACCUACUUAUGAAAUGACUCCUGGGUUCAAACAUUUCACAGGUUUUCAAAUGUAUUCGUGGCCAAAUCAAAACCCUUUUUUGAAUAGCCUUAGUUUACCUACAGUCACUUUUCCAUUACUUCUCUUAAACUUUUUUUACUGAAUGAAGACAGGGAAUAAGUUAGUUCAUUGUGUCACCUUAACUUUUUGUUGUUGAUACCACAGUACACCCAAGCAUAGCACAUGCACAGUAUCACCAGCAAUUUGGGGCAAUGCAAUCACUUGCUAGAUCUCAACAGAGUGUUGCUACAUCUGCCGCUGCGGCUGCUGCGGCAGCUCAAGUCGCAGCUGCUGCUGGAGUUAAUCCCAUGCAAAUUAUGGAGCAUCCUCGGCUUAUUUUCCAACCAACUGCCGCUGCUGCUCUUGGGGUUGGAGGUAAGAAGUUUUUUUGGUACAGUAUUAUUUUCACUGUCUUAACUGCAUAUUACCCUACUCUACAACUUCUCUGGAUCUAAAACAUGUCCUCCAGACAUUAUCCGUUACUGUGCCUUGUGGUCCGUCUAUCCUGUUCGAGUACCAGUAUAUUCCUCCAAUCCAGGAGUCCUUUUGCCAUGGAGUAACAUUGUUGAAUUGACAUUCAAUCAACUUUGCUUGUUCAAUAAAUUAAAGAUGUUCAACAUUUUUGAGAUAAUAAUCCAGGGUCCCUUUGGUGUGGCUGCUUAGACUUUGCAAGAAGCAUCUUCCUUGUUAUGUUAGCCUAUGGUAAAGGAGUUUCAGUUGAUUAUGUUUAACAAACCUCUGUCAGUGACAUCAGAAUUUUGAAACUCUCAAAUCAAGAUUAUACCCAAGAAGGAGCAGUCUAAAUUACCAAUGCACUUUUUUAUAGCCUGUGAACAGCCAUCUCCUUCCCUCAGAAUAUGUUGGCGAUUUUUUCUGAGGGGAAGGGAUGGCUGUACAACGCUAUUUUUAAAGGUUACCAGAAUAGGGGUUCUUCUGAACUGUUGAUUAUUUCAAGGCAAAUGACUGGCUAGCUGCUUUUGAUGAUAAAAACAACAACCUGGUUCAUUUACUGCACUUUUCAAUUACACAUGAACUCUAAAAUGUAAAAGCCAGCUUACAUCUACAUUUUUUGCUGCUGUCAAUCAUAAUUACGAUCACAGGCAAUGAAUCUUGAAACACAGAAACACACAAAACAGAUCUAAAUUCGCCAAUCACAAACCAUGACUUUUUAAACUCGUUCAAGGAAACUUCUGUUUCCUAAGAGAUGAUGAUUGACGGCAGCGAAGAACACAAACAUUUGUUGGCUUUUCAAUUUCAGAAUUCACAUGUUUUUGGAAAGCACAGUAAGAGGUAGCUGAUGUUCUUAGUGAUACUGAUGAUAUCUUUUUUAGCUUCAGGAAUAGCCAGUCUGACAGGUUCAGAAACACCAGCAACAGCCGGUAUCAUGGACAUAGGUGCUGCAGCAGCUGGCCUCUACAGUGUCCCUAUCUUUAAUGUUCCACCAUCAGCUGGAAUGCAGGCUGCAGCACAGCUCUCUGCUCCCAACCCUAAUGCGACUUCUCCUCGUCCAAGCAUCCUGCGUAAAAGAACUUCAGAAGGGUAUGUUGGUAUCUUUUCAUAUAACUCACUGUAUUUCUUAGUGUCUUGUUGUCAUACCCCAAUAGCUUGAGCAAACGAGCACCUCAAGGAAAUGCAGAGCUCCAAAUAGGAAUUUUUUAAUUUGUGUGAGGAGCGAUGUCUAACUGAGUCCUAAGAUUUAUAUGACAAAAUGGAAUCAGUAAAUCUCAAGCUUUAUUUCCUUUACAUCUGAUUCAUGAUUCCUGGGUAUGUAAUGAAGUUGCAAUAAUAAUAAUAAUUUCAUUGUUUAAUUGCUCAACACAGAUUUAAAUUUAUCUUCAAAUGUAAAAUGAUAUUAUAGUUACUGAUGAAAUAAAAGACGGACAGAAUGUUCAACCUUGUUUGAGACUUAAGAUUUUUGUCCAUUAGGUUGCGCAAACCUCCCAGCCAAGUGCCGUUCAGUGCUGAAAUGCUUGUAUCAAAUCAAAGUGAAGCUGCUGCUAGUCCAAGAUCUGACAGCACACUAUCAGCUCCACAAUCUACACAAAACUCGCCCAAACCUUCCAGGUACGUUACUUGACAGAAAGAUCACUCCUGUAGCAGGAGAUACCCUGUAUAUCAUUUCACAUUUUUUAUAAAUCUGCAAGGCUAAGGUUAAAAGCUUAGAUUUCCUUGGAACCAAAUGCUUACAUUAGAGCAUUUGUUUGAUUGGCAAUAGUUGCAUUUAAAGUUCAGUUGGAUAAUAAUUAGUUCUUGAUGAACUUAAGUGAAAUGAUUGUUUGUAAAAGGAGAAAGAAACUUGUACUUAAGAAUACUUCUGCAUCUAUUAUGGACACCUUUAUGGCCAACACAAUGUGUCCAUCUUCAGUGAGAUGUCUGUUGUAUUCAGUGUCAAGAAGAGAAGGGGUAAAAAAAGACAGGGACUAACUCUGGGUGUCUGUCUUGUACAGAUGUCCAUCUUAUACAGGUGUCUGUCUUGUACAGGUGUUCAUCUUAUAUAGGUGUCCAUUAUGAGAGAUUUGACUGUAUGCCCAAAGUCAUUCAUUUCAAUUUUAAACUUAACGCUUGUAGUGAAUCUGGAAGUCAAUCUAAUGAGCCUGCAGUCACGACAGCAAGUGUCACAACAACAGAGUCACCCGCUGUCACUCAGACUGCACCAGUGUCACCAAACAAAGUCAAGAGGGAGCCAUCCAGUGAGGGAGCUCCUACUUCUGCUGCACAAACCACAGCUGAUAUGAAUGGAACCAUUACAACUGCUCCUUCCACGCCUUUGUUGGCAAAUGUGACUGCGGCAAGUGGUGAUGCUGCAUCACCGAGAAAGAAACCUAGAAAACAGAAUGUGUAAGUGCAUAGUUUGUAAAUCCUGCUUUCCACAUGAUCACUGCGAUGGUUUAAAUCACCGCAUAAAUGUUGUUUCUACUUAAUCGCUGCCUUUGCCAUCCUCGUUGCUAAAUGUCCCUAAAGUACAUUGUAAUAUAGUUGCUGAUUUCUCAGCAAAGGGUUUGCGUUUAGCGUAUUUUUCAAGAAAAUUGGAAAAACUCCAUGCAGUUUACCUUGAAAUACGUAUUUUUGAAUAGCAGCUAAAAAUACAAAGUGUUUAAAAUCUUUGUCGCAUAAAUUUGAUAUGGGGCGUUUGUGCAAGAAAAAGCGUAUAAAAGCCAUUUUUUGUUGAUUGCAGUGUUGCGACAGAAGAUAAAUAUGGUAGUAAUGUUAACAUGGAACCUGACUCGCCAACAGAUGAAGAAAAACAGUCAAAACCAGAUGAAGGUAUUAGUGACUUUCACUAUGGUCUGCCUUAAUUAUAAAACAAUUCUUACAUAUUUUAUCACUCUUUCCUAUAAGAUAUCAACAUAAUAUGAAAACUUUAUCCGAGGUUUCGAUUCUUUUUUAUUCUAGUGUUGUAUCUUUUACAUUAAGAUAAUAACUUAAAAUUAAACUGGACAGCAUCCGGUGACGUCACCACCAUUUUCAUCUCGCCACCAACGAAAUCGCUACCAAAAAGUCGACUCGCAACGAUGGUUACAGAAAGUAUACGUAGAGAACAGGUAGCGAGCUCGAAUCAGUGUAUAGCGAACUUGACAAGAAGCGAAACCGGCUGUUACCAUUGACAGGAUGUCUUGGUGGCGAGAUGACCGUAAAACAACUGGACCAGUGUAUUUUUUCUUGUUCUUAUAAAUUGUUUAACUAUCUGAGUAACUGAUUUUGCAUUUAAAAAGUUGCAAGUGGACUUAAGUGUUACUUGUAAGUGGAGAAUUAGCCCGUAAAUUUUUGAUGGCUCAUUUUUCCCUUAUAGCUGAUGAAGAGUUGAAGUUUAUACUGUUAAAGAGACCCAAGAUCUCCAUUGUCGCUAAUUACAAAAUCAACACGAAGGCGGCACACAACCACUUUCAGCGAUACUCAGAUGUCAAAGUCAAAGGUUAGCCCUGUCUUGUAUUCCAGGUUAUUACCCCUCUUACGUCUCAGUUCGAGAAAAUCGCACCUUUCAUGGUGUAAAAAUUGGAGAAAAACGUACGGUAUAAAAGAACUGCUGAAGAGGUUUCAUUUGAAUGGUCACACUAUAGGAUUUCGUCCACAAAUUUAAAAGUUAGAACUACAUACUAAAUAAAUAGUAUCUUGUGAAAGUACUGCUGAAGAGGUUUCAUUUGAAUGGUCACACCACUGGAUUUCGUCCAACGUUAUAACUACAAGCUUCAUAUAAUGGAGUUUGUUUAUCGUUUGCGUUAAGGACGGUUAUUGAUCGGGACUAAAAGAACCUCAAAGAUUUGCCAGACAAUUUAAGCUAUAAUUAAGGCUACUGGAGGACAAAUCAGUUGUGACGAGGAAAUUGAAAGUGCAGGGUUAUGUGAUCAACUUGAGCUGUUGAAAAAGAACAAGGUUUUAUAAGGAUUUUAGAACUCUGCAGGCUGGAUAGUGAAGCUGUGAUAACACUGGGCAAAAAGUAAGAGUAUGAUGUGAAAUUUUUAAUUUUUCUUUUGCAGAAGAGAGAAAACCUUCAAUUCAAGAAAUCGCCAGUCAAAAGGGAAUUGUACAGAGAGCUAAUGGCUGGCGAGUUCAGCACAUUGCGGGACAAAUAGAUGAGCUGGUACACACUAACCUAAAUCAAAAAUCUACUUAGCUUGUCCAGAAAUGCAAAAGUUAGAGUGUAAAACACUGUUCAGUAGCUUCAAUUUGAACGGUCACACUUAGAACCACCUUGUACAGCAUGAUAAACAGUACUACAGGAAAGUACUGCUCAGUAGCUUUCAUUUGAAUGGUCACACUAUAGGACUUCAUCCGCAGACUCAAAAGUUAGAGCCACCUUGUGCAGCAUAAUAAACAGCACCACAGGAAAGUACUGCUCAGUAGCUUUCAUUUAAAUGGUCACACUUUAGGAUUUCAUCCACGGACUCAAAAGUUGGAACCACCUUAUACAGGAUAAUAAACAGUACCACUGGAAAGUACUACUCAGUACCUUUGAAAUGAUUAGUUAGAUGUAUAAGUCUCCAAUAUAAAUUCCAGAUUUUCAUUUUUCAGAUAACUGCGGAACAGGAAGUGCUUAAAAAGUUAGGAGACUUGCGAGAUAAAAUUCCCAAACCAAAACCCGGCCAGAAAACAAAAUUUCAGGACGACGUACUGAUGCUCAAUGAACUCCUUCAGGUAAGGAGACAUUUUCCCCCGUUUCCAAAAGGAGUUAUCGUAGAUUUUCACGUCAGUUUUUGUACAGUGGGAUAUUUCGUCAUGCUGGUGUGUUUUUUACGGCACUAAAAUAAUAAUCUCUUUCAGGGAAAUAUUCAAAGAUCACAACUGGUUGUUGAGCAGCUUGGAGAUUCGAGAAAGUCUAUGGUAAAGGUAGGUGAAGCACAGAAGUACAAAACCGUAAAGAAAGGUUCAUGAAUAAACUGCAGAAAAAUCCUUAACAAACAAAAAACAAAGCAAUAGAAAAACGAAAUGUAAAACUUGUACAGCUUUAAGGGGUCGUGUCCUCGCGGCUGUCUAGUUCUUUAGGAUCAUUAUACGCGUCUGGGAAACUGUCCACCUACCCCUCCCCUAAGCCAACAUUAACACUUACUUCUCACUUAGGGCAAAAUGUUGGCUUAGAGGAGGGGUAGGUGGGCAGUUUACCAGAAACGUAUAAAUUACACGUCCUUAUACAUUCGGAAUGGAACUUAACGUAAGCUACGAAAUUACUGGCAAAUAGCAAAAACGCAGCUUCACGUCAAACGAAUGUUUCCCAAACAUUAAAUCAAACGUUACAGACAAAAACAAAUAAACUUUGAACACUGUUAGGCUAAUAAGUUGCAAUCCGUUUCAAUCUUCAAGUUUUUCCAUCCCUGCCUUCUUUUCUUUUUGCUUAGCCUGCAAAGCAGGCGUAUUUUGGAGCGGGAUCCAUGAAUUGUUUUCAAGAAUGACGUUGUCCCGCCAUCUUGGACGUUAAUACUACCAGAGAGUUGGGACGAGUCAGAUCAAUGUACCUCCGAGUUUUCGUCUGCAGGCUACUUUUUGCUGUGUUAUUUAUACUUUCUUUCAACGUUUUGAACGGUUUUUCUUAAGUUUCGCUCAAUUUGGUGGCAGUUUCUACAGUUUAGUUUUUACUGACUUUCGUGACAUAGCCCCAUUAAGGGACGGACCAUUAGAAAAGUUAUGGGGGGGGGGAGGAAUUUUCGAGCCGCGGGAAUUUUUUUUUCGUUAUCAAAUUCCUUGUAUGAAUUUUUUUAAGGCCUUAGCAUGAAUAUUUUUUCGGGUUAAUUGGCGUGUAUGAAUUUUUUUUAUACAAUUUUCCCUUGCGCGAAUAUUUUUUUUGUACUCCCCCACCCCCCAUAACUUUUCUAAUGGUCCGUCCCUGAGGAGUAGUCUCUUUUGUUUGUAUUUUCUGUGCAGGUUUUGGAUCACAGACCGCGUGUUAUAGAAAUCAUCCAGAAGCAGAUGAACAAACGGAAUCCCAAGAAGAAAAGCCAAUAGUUCCUUGUAAAUAGAGUAUUCUGAGUAUAUUAUAAUGAUAUCUAAAGUAUGAAGACAUGGCCGCCGCUUAUUGUACUAUAAGGAGCUUAGAACGGCGACGGGGCCGACGAGCACUCUGCACGUGCAUCACGCUUUUUUGUACGGCAUUUCUUUAACGUCAACGCACGACUAAAGUGUGAAACAUUCCAGUGUGACGUUUUAUAGAGGACGUAAACAUUCGACGGCAAAUGGUUCUUUCUCCUUUUUAAGGGCCUGUUCUCAUGGAGGUGGGGGACCUCAGGUAGGUAAGGUAACACGCCCUGCCGGGGUCGGAUUCGUGUAACAUCAAAUUCUCGCCAAAUUCAACUAACUGCCUCUAACGGAGGCUUUGCAUCGUUAAAAGUGACAAUAGAAAGCCACAGCAGUGGAAGGUUGCAGAGUAGAAGGACAUCAACCGCCUAAAUACGUCCUUUGCCCGCCAUUUUUUUUGUUUACUUGCUCAGCGACCAUUCAAUAAUCUUAAGAAAGUGCACCCCCGGGACUUUUAUGACGGGGUUGCAAGAUUGCAUGUUAACGCGUGUUAUUUUUUACUCCACCUGAGCGGGCUACCUCACCUGCCUGGGAUCCCUGUCACCUCCAUCGUCGUUGUUAAAAGUCUCUAAUUUCUUCAGCGGGCCUUUAGCACAGGUUUCCUAGUUAAGGUUCCUAGCUUCCAGGGUCGCGUUGUUCAAAGCUGGGUUAAACUAACCCAGGGUUAAUGCGAAAUUUGAAUUUAGCUGAAAAAGCUUACAAAGCAAAUUCAGCUUAAUUCUUUUUGUUUACAAUUUAACGAUUGGAUGCUCUCAAGACAAUGGAGAAAAUUACCCGAGAAAAUGUUUUUCAGCUAAAGGAAAAGAAACUUGAACUCAAAUUUAACCCGGGGUUAGCGCUAAUCGGCCUUCGAACAACUGGGCACUGCAGGACGAUAACGUGCUUCUGCACGUGCAGUUUAAGUAGCAAGAACAAUAAUAUUCAUCUGCAUGUGCGUUUUCUUGCCGAGUGAGAGUUAAUCUCCCAAUUUGUUAUUUCAUCCGCAAAAAAAUGAAAUUUGGGGCCAAUUU
Messenger RNA from Porites evermanni, 13229 nucleotides. The record is from the annotation of a GenBank genome assembly. NCBI's taxonomy places the organism in Eukaryota, Metazoa, Cnidaria, Anthozoa, Scleractinia, Poritidae.